Aureobasidium musti is the source of this 354-nucleotide messenger RNA. The record is from the annotation of a GenBank genome assembly. NCBI's taxonomy places the organism in Eukaryota, Fungi, Ascomycota, Dothideomycetes, Dothideales, Saccotheciaceae.
AUGUACAUCAUGUUCCCCAUCGGCUGGAUGUACUACUUUGGCACAAACCUCGACGAGCGCUUCUCCAUCCCAGACUUCUGGCCCAAGGAGAACGAGACCCAUCACAUUCCCUUCGAAAAGGACGAGAUUCAGUCAGAAUUGGCUAGACUACGCGCUCGCCGUUUGGCCGCUCGCCAGAGAAGAUUCGAACUCGAGGGCAAAGAUGCUCCUGUUGAGCAGCACGUCGACUCUCAACCCAGUCCCAUCCUCGAGACUCUGAAGAACACUGAUUCUGCCUCCUUCCAACAGCCACAGCAGCCCGAACAAUCGACAAACAACUCACAAUCCCAAGGCUGGUUCUCAUGGCUCAAGUAG